CAUCCAAAGACAUUAGCAAAUUUGCAGUAUUUAAAAACGCUCGAUUUAAGUAACAACAGACUUGAAGAGUUUCCACAAAUCUCAAAUAAAAUAGAAGUUAAUGUUUUAUAUAUUAAUCACAAUAACGUAAAGAAAAUAAUCUCAUACAAUUUCGUGCAAAUGCCGAAAUUGACGAAAUUGUUAAUGGGAAAGAAUCAAAUUGAUGAGAUCCAUGUUGAUGCAUUCGCUUCUCUUUCUAUCUUAGAAGAAUUAAAUCUGUCGACAAAUAUGUUAAGUUCUCUGCCGGAAGGAUGGGCCGAAUCCCUUGUAUCUCUAAAAUAUUUGGAUUUGAGUAAUAAUAAAUUUAUUUCAUUGGAGUCUUUGUCGCUAACCAGUGCGUUGCCAAUAAUGGAAAUAUAUUUAAUGAUGAAUCCAUUAGAAUAUCUGAAUGUAAGAUAUUUUGAAGAUUUACCGCAGAAUCUUACUAUCCACUUAAUAAACUAGUCAGUUUAUAAAAGUUUCGGAUAUUGAUAUGAGCAACGAAUGAAAAGGAAUUCUGAAUGAUUAAAAUUUUAAUUCUGUA
This is a messenger RNA of Wasmannia auropunctata (little fire ant), 562 nucleotides long. RefSeq names its product leucine-rich repeat-containing G-protein coupled receptor 5-like. Lineage: Eukaryota; Metazoa; Arthropoda; Insecta; Hymenoptera; Formicidae. Gene Ontology annotation, molecular function: protein binding. The record is from RefSeq and is a predicted model, not a curated record. The annotation marks the transcript as partial. The transcript has a single exon.